This is a messenger RNA of Spodoptera frugiperda (fall armyworm), 838 nucleotides long. RefSeq names its product selenoprotein F. The record is from RefSeq and is a predicted model, not a curated record. Bases 288 to 785 code for a protein of 165 amino acids. NCBI's taxonomy places the organism in Eukaryota, Metazoa, Arthropoda, Insecta, Lepidoptera, Noctuidae. The transcript has a single exon. Gene Ontology annotation, molecular function: oxidoreductase activity. Gene Ontology annotation, cellular component: endoplasmic reticulum lumen.
UUUAAGAAAAGUAGCCGCGCGUUCCGUACCACACUCGGUAAAAUAUACCUGUUUCACUCUUACUCUAUAUAUUUUAGUAUAGUGAGAUAGAGAUGGAAGAAAACAUGUGAUUUUUUAAUACUAACGUCAAUACGUCAAUGUCAGUCUAACACACGUCAUUCUCAUUCAUUGAAAUUGUUUGUGAAACUUGAAUCAAUCUCGUUGAGAUAGAUGUAAGAUUCUAAUUGGUUACAUUAUUGUUUUGUGGCAAAAAGAACUUUGAACAAAGUGGUAACAAUACUUUAAAAAUGUUUUCAGCGGCUAUCUUUAUGUGUUUUGCUACAUUUUUUAUACUUAGUAGUAAUGCUGAAUUCACAACCGAAGAUUGUGCAUCGCUUGGAUUCAUCAAAGCGAACCUACUAUGUUCGUCCUGUGAUCAACUGAAAGAUUUUGGGUUAGAACAACUAAUGGCUCAUUGUAAGGAGUGCUGUCAUCAAGAUGAAACUGCACCAAAAGAGAAGAAGUAUGCUCGUGCCAUACUAGAAGUUUGUACAUGCAAGUUCCCGGCGUAUCCACAAAUUCAAGCAUUCGUAAAGAGCGACAGACCGGCUAAAUUCCCUAAUCUACAAAUCAAGUAUGUACGCGGUCUAGAUCCAAUCAUCAAAUUGUUGGAUAAAGAUGGAAUUGUAAAGGACACUGUGGCUAUAGAAAAGUGGAACACAGACUCGGUAGAAGAGUUCUUAAAGGCCCAUCUUGAAAACGAAGAGGGUGAUGAACAUGAUUAUUUAAAAACAAAUAAAAUUUGAUUAGAAAAGUUAUAGGCUAUAAGUUAUACUUAAUAUAUGCUUUUUUAAUUCCA